AUGCUGCAGGCAGGUUCUAUGGACGUCAACAUGUCAAACAAGAAAAAAAUGCUAAUUUGUGGCCUCUUCCAAGCCAUUGGGUGGUUCCUAUUUAUCAUCUUCUUGGGUUUGUACAUCUCGGAAUGGCUUUCGGAGCCGUCCGUCCGACUGGCCGAAUGCCAGUCAGAGCUACAGAACCAGAGCUCUCAGACUCAGGCUCGGAUCGCGUCCCUCGGGCAGUGCAUGGAGGCCAUGGAGAAGGAGAAGAAGAAGGACGAAGAGGAAGGCGGCAGGCUGAGAGUCCAACUGGUGAACGCCAACCAGAGCGUGGAGGAGAUGAAAGGGCGAGCCUCGUCCUUUGAUGGAAGCGGAGGAAGACACGUCCCGCCGACGGCUGUGACUUGUAGAAAUAUCUACCGGGCGCCCACUGGGCCGCAGCGGGGCGAGCCGGCCUCGCGCGACCAGUCGGACUUUCUGCUCCUGGCUGCGACGCUGAGCCCCCCCCCCCCCCGUUUUGUCUGUGUGGCAUGGUGUGGCUUUUGCGGAUGGGUUGUGAACGACUGUGUGUCUGGCUGCCUUCCGACGGCCGCGGAUGUUGAGCGUGAUGGUCUCCUGCCUCCAACCAGCCUCUUUUAUCGUCCCCUUUCCUCUGUCCUUUCAUUUAAGGGUAAUAGCGAGUCUGAGAGUGAGAGCCCCAAAAGAAGAAGCCAAAAGCAAAUGAAAAAAAACGUAAGUUUUGAGGCUCAUGACGACGAAGAUGGUCAAGAUCAAGGCACCAGCGCGGAAAGUGAGCAGAAGAAAGUGAAAGCCAGGAGGCCUGUCCUGAGGAGAGCAGUGGCCAAAACCAUUGCGAAGAAGGUGCUCAAUGUCCAGCAUGGGAAGAGGAGGAGGAAAACUGAGUCAUCCGAGGACGAGGAUGACGACGAGGAUGACGAGGCACCCAAAAAACAGACCCGGCACCCAGUGGCUAAAAACGUCAGUUACAAGGAAGAUGACGACUUUGAGACGGACUUGGAUGACCUGAUCGAGAUGACGGGAGAAGGGGCUGAGGAGCAGCAGGAUAACAGCGAGACCAUCGAGAAAGUGCUGGACAGGAGGGUGGGCAAAAAAGGAGCCACCGGUGCGUCCACCACCGUCUACGCCACGGAAGCCAACGGCGACCCUUGUGCCGACUUCGACACCAAGAAGGAGGAAGGGGAGGCCCAGUACCUGAUCAAGUGGAAGGGCUGGUCGUACAUCCACAGCACGUGGGAAAGCGAGAACUCCCUGCAGCAGCAGAAAGUGAAAGGCCUGAAGAAGCUGGAGAACUUCAAGAAGAAAGAGGAAGAGAUCAAGCAAUGGCUGGCCAAGGUCUCCCCCGAAGAUGUGGAGUACUACAACUGCCAGCAGGAACUGGCGUCGGAGUUGAACAAGCAGUACCAGAUUGUGGAGAGGGUGAUUGCAGUGGAGACGACGAUGGCCGUGGAAGGGAGGACACCUGCACACGCCCAUCACCUAGCUCUACAUAAGCGUAGGCACUAA
Molecule: messenger RNA, 1500 nt
Organism: Elgaria multicarinata webbii
Lineage: Eukaryota; Metazoa; Chordata; Lepidosauria; Squamata; Anguidae
Product: chromodomain-helicase-DNA-binding protein 2-like
Exons: 10
Coding region: 1-1500 (499 amino acids)
Biological process (GO): nucleosome organization; regulation of transcription by RNA polymerase II
Cellular component (GO): chromatin; nucleus
Molecular function (GO): histone binding; ATP hydrolysis activity; ATP-dependent chromatin remodeler activity
Source: RefSeq, a predicted model, not a curated record